GCAAAGGCAUCAAUCGAUAGAAACGAUAAUGUUGAGCAAAUGAAAGAAGAGACCUCAAUCAUUAAGGGGAAAUGCAAAAAUAAAAAUACGUUUGACGAUUCCUCGAAUAACGCCAUUCGAGAACGCAUAAAGUUAAUCGUGGAUGUUGGAUGCCAAAACAAGUGUCGCGUUACGGACGAUACGCCAUUGGUGAAACUAACUGAUCACUCAAACGCAGUGAACAAUUACGAUUGCUCUUGCAGUAAGAAUCGAGAAGUUUUAACAAAAGCAGAUGAAAAUCUUCGACUGUUACUUCGUAUAUCCUCUGUUCGCUUGCAAACUUAUUUGCAAAAUCUCGCACAUCUUACAAACGCGGAAAUAAAUUUAAUUGUUCAACGGCGGAAAUGGAAUUUGUAUGAUGAGAUAAGAAGAAAUUUUCGGCAGUUUUUAACGCAGCCGUCAUUCGCUGAUUCAAUUGAAGAAUUGUUUCAUAAAAUACUUAAUCAACUUUUCAUGUCAACAGAUUUGAUACCAAAGCGAAUCGAAGUUGACAUGGAGCAAGCAGUUCAAAAUUUUUUUGUUCAAAUCAUGCCAUCAACUUUUUUAUGCAUGACUGGCGGAUCAUGUCUAUCAGUCACUCAGUCUUACGCUAAUUGUAUUCAGAAAAACUCGAUUUCUUGGAAGAUUUUUUAUGGAGACGGACCAAAUAAAAUGGCAAUCAGUUUAAGACAAGAUAUUCUCAAGUAUCGUAUUAUCGAAAAAUCGAUUGACAAGCUAUAUAGGUUCGUUUUGGAGAGUGAGUCAGUUAAUGAAUCUUGUGUUGCGAGUUACGCAUCAAUAGUGCACUGUGGCCAGUAUUGUAUUCAGAAAUAUUCGGCAAUAGAUAUACCAGGUUAUUGUCGUGACAAAUGCCGAUCCGUCAUAGCUGGAUGUCUGGGACAAAACGCGAUAGAUUGGGAUAGCUUCAUUAUAAUACUUCGCAAAUUAAGCAUCGACUUCGAUAAAGGAUUCAGCGCAUUGGACCGAAGUAUUAUUGAUGCUAUAUCUCAUGCCUUGGAAUAUAAUGCACCAACGAUUGCCAAGACUGUUUUGAGAAAAUGUGGAGCUGUUAAUGUUUCUAAAGCUGCUAUCAAAAUUGAGUCAACCGUUCUUAAAAAACCUAACAUUGAGCGAAAAGCAGCAUCUAUGAUCCAAGAGGUUGGUGAAAAUUCGAUUUCGAUCUCAAAGUGA
This is a messenger RNA of Dracunculus medinensis (Guinea worm), 1209 nucleotides long. NCBI's taxonomy places the organism in Eukaryota, Metazoa, Nematoda, Chromadorea, Rhabditida, Dracunculidae. The record is from the annotation of a GenBank genome assembly.